Molecule: messenger RNA, 576 nt
Organism: Acaulospora morrowiae
Lineage: Eukaryota; Fungi; Glomeromycota; Glomeromycetes; Diversisporales; Acaulosporaceae
Source: the annotation of a GenBank genome assembly
AUGUAUGCUUUUGGUGACUGUAAAAACCAACACAGUAUCCGAUGUCAGCAAUGUGAUAAGCUAUUUCACCUCUUUGAACAAAUCGAAACUCUAUUACCCAGUGAACAUUCUCAAAAACUUAUUGAAUACAAGGAAAAACUCUGCUUCUUUCUUGCACAUCAAGCUCGAAAAGUGUAUCUAAAUACCCAAUUCCAGGCAGAGAUAUUAAAUUUAGAUGAGAAAGAUGCACUAAUUUUAGCUGAUUACAAGAUGAAGAUAUUAGAAAAAAAAAUGACAAGGAGGUUAAGGUUUAGGCAUUUGACCAUAGACAACAGAGGACAUUACCACAGCUCUGAAGUAAUGGCAGUGGUUUCUAAUUGGUAUCAAUGGUAUACUAUUGAGGUCAAGGAUUGGUAUUUUUUUGAAGCUGGUGAAGCUAAAUUAUUGGUUGAUUCAUAUUACGCUACAAUCUUAUAUGCGAUAGCCAGAUAUGUACGUGUAGGUCAUGAUCUCGAUAGUGGAGAAAAAAUUCAAGAAGCAAUUCAAGAUCUCGGGGAACUCGGGUUGCACAUAUUGAGCCUCUUCACAAUCAUGUGA